UCCGUGGUUCAACGCUCGGAAAAUGUUUAAGAUUGGAAUUUGUUUUUUGUAUGCCUUUGUGGCCUACAGCCUGUGCGGCAUCGUUAAAUCUGAGGAUAAUGCCAAUACCCAGGCUCAGUUGAAUUCUAUACUGGCGAUUCUGAACCGGAUUCAAGAAAGGCUGGACAAGAUUGAGGACAACAUGGAAAUGGCACGCUCCGGAUUUGAGAAAAUUGGUUUCAGAAAUUUUUAUAUCGAAAAUGAUAUUGCCACAUAUUGGAAUGUUGCUGAAGCCACCUGUCGAGAAAAAGGCGGUUAUUUAGCGGCCUUCCAAAAUCAAUUGGAGCUCGACAAAGUCAAAUCAAAACUCAGGCCGGAGAAUCGUUACUGGCUGGGCAUCAACGAUCGGGCAAAAGAAGGAGAUUUUAUAUCUGUGGCCUCUGGCAAGCCAGCAACAUUUUUAAGGUGGUAUAUGGGAGAGCCAAACAACUUCCGAGGAUCUGAGGACUGCGUUUCCCUGAAGGACGGUUUAAUGAGUGAUAGUAAUUGUGAAACUAUAGCAUAUUAUAUUUGCCAGUUAGACAACGAAGUCUAAUUAUAACAAAAAAUUAAAAAUAUGUUCACAAA
Messenger RNA from Drosophila rhopaloa, 606 nucleotides. Its product is annotated as C-type lectin 37Db-like. The coding region runs from base 23 to 574 and encodes 183 amino acids. Gene Ontology annotation, molecular function: signaling receptor activity. NCBI's taxonomy places the organism in Eukaryota, Metazoa, Arthropoda, Insecta, Diptera, Drosophilidae. The transcript has a single exon. The record is from RefSeq and is a predicted model, not a curated record.